AUGUCUGACACCGGUCUUCCUCCUGGCUGGGAGGUCCGUCACUCCAACUCCAAGAACCUUCCCUACUACUUCAACUCUGUUGAGAAGCAAUCGCGAUGGGAGCCUCCCUCCGGCACCGAUACCGAGAAGCUCAAGCACUACAUGGCCACAAACCACAGCGCCGGCUCUCGUCCCGGCGCCGUUCCUAGUGUCCCCGAGGGCAAGAUUCGCGCUGCCCACCUUCUGGUCAAGCACCGCGACAGCCGACGACCCAGCAGCUGGCGAGAGGCCGAGAUCACUCGCUCUAAAGAGGAGGCGCUCGAGAUCAUCCAGGAGCAUGAGCGAAAGAUCAAGUCAGGCAGCGUUACCCUUGGUGAGCUUGCUUUGUCCGAAUCUGACUGCUCCUCCGCUCGCAAGCGAGGCGAUCUUGGAUACUUUGGUAAGGGAGACAUGCAGAGGGAGUUUGAAGAAGCUUCCUUUGGUCUCCAGCCUGGUCAGAUGAGCGGAAUUGUGGAGACAGCCAGUGGUCUGCACUUGAUCGAGCGCCUGGAAUAA
Molecule: messenger RNA, 534 nt
Organism: Fusarium sp. VM40
Lineage: Eukaryota; Fungi; Ascomycota; Sordariomycetes; Hypocreales; Nectriaceae
Source: the annotation of a GenBank genome assembly